Molecule: messenger RNA, 1600 nt
Organism: Cydia strobilella
Lineage: Eukaryota; Metazoa; Arthropoda; Insecta; Lepidoptera; Tortricidae
Product: organic cation transporter protein-like
Exons: 8
Coding region: 10-1587 (525 amino acids)
Biological process (GO): transmembrane transport
Cellular component (GO): membrane
Molecular function (GO): transmembrane transporter activity
Source: RefSeq, a predicted model, not a curated record
ACCAUCCCAAUGUCCGUGACCGUCAAGCCAGCGGAGCCUGUGACAUCAAUAGGCUCCAUGGCUACCUUCGGAAGGUUCCAGCGGUGGCAGUACGUGUUGGCAACUAUACCUAUACUGUUUACUGCGAUGAGCAACAUCAACUAUAUAUUUUCUGCAGCUGCUGAGGAUGCCAGAUGUGCCGUGUCAGCCUGCGAAACUGCAAGCUCCACACCAGCCCUGCCACCCUGGUGGCCUCCGGUCGAACAUCGCUGCUCCCGCCCCGCGCUCGCCAGCGGCAUUGUAGGCAACUGUAGCGUACACAGCUUCGUCAACCAGUCUGUGACUUGUGACAAGUGGGUGUAUGGCUCCAAUAACUCCAUAGUUUCUGAGUUUGACCUGGCCUGCCAAGAGUGGAAGCGGACGCUUGUGGGCACCGUCCAUAAUGUGGGUGUCAUGAUAUCCAUGCCUUUGAUGGGCUUCGUUUCUGACAGAUGGGGUCGAAGAAAAUCUAUAAUAGCCAGCGGGCUGGGUCUGGUGGUGGGGGCCUUCAAGACCCUAACCGCGGGUCCGGGCUGGACCGGAUAUCCCCUCUACUUGUUACUGGAACUGCUGGAGGCUGCGCUGGUUACUGGAACUUACACCACUUGUUUUGUGCUGAUGCUGGAGCUAGUCGGCAAGAACAAACGCAUAAUCAGCGCCCUAGUCCUUGGGAUCAUGAUCUCCUCCGGUGAACUCCUCCUAACCCUCAUCGUCUGGCUGGUCCCCUACUGGAGACACUUCCAGCUCUUCCUCUACUGCCCUGCCUUCAUCUUCCUCGCUUACAUCUUCCUUCUAGAAGAAUCCUUACGCUGGUUGAUUGUUAAUGAAAAGAACGAUAAAGCCGUCAUGCUGGUACAGAAGAUUUCAAAGUGCAAUGGCGUUGCGUUGUCACGGAAGAUGAUAGAUGCUAUUCGGAAUUCGAAAGUGGGGUUUGAUGCGGAUAAAGAAGUGGAGAAGGAGAAGUUUCAUCCGAAGCUGUUGUUUUCUUCGGCGAUGUUGGUUAAAAGGCUAGUAGUAUGCUCAUGGUGGUGGUUCACAGCAGCAUUCGUCUACUACGGCCUCCUGAUCAACUCCGUAACGUUGCCUGGCAACAAGAUAGCGAACUUCGCUCUCUCAGCUAUCUCGACGCUCAUUGGGGAGUUCAUCGCUUACUUCUCGCUUAAUAAGAUCGGCAGGAAAUAUACUUUGCUGGGAGGGUUCCUAGUUUGUGGGGUCGCAUGCGUUGCUGAAGCUUUUGUACCAAAAGCUGCCAAGACCGAAUUAAUAGUGAUAUUCCUGCUCGGCAAAAUGUGCAUCUCCAUCUGCUUCAACGGUAUCUACGUGUACACAUCCGAGCUGGUACCUACCAGCGCGAGGGGCUGCUUAGUGGGCGCGUGUUCUAUGGUGGCUAGAGUUGGCUCUGUGUUAGCACCCUUGACUCCACUGUUGGGUAACUGGUGGCAUCCAUUGCCGACGCUCCUCUUCGGCGGUUCAGCAUUGAUAGCAGCGCUGCUGACACUCUCGACACCCGAGACAUUACAGCGAGACCUGCCUGACACCGUCGCCCAAGCUAAAGCAUUCCAUCAAUAACUAAUGGCUCUGU